Schistocerca serialis cubense is the source of this 621-nucleotide messenger RNA. Its product is annotated as salivary glue protein Sgs-3-like. Bases 1 to 621 code for a protein of 206 amino acids. Gene Ontology annotation, cellular component: extracellular region. Gene Ontology annotation, molecular function: chitin binding. Lineage: Eukaryota; Metazoa; Arthropoda; Insecta; Orthoptera; Acrididae. The record is from RefSeq and is a predicted model, not a curated record. The transcript has 2 exons.
AUGGGCAGACUAACGACGUCAGACCGCGUCUGCACAGAAGGACCCGUCAAGCCCUGCAAUAUGUCACUCGAGGUGGGCGUCGUCCCAGAGAACCAAAACAUCUACUACGUCUGCAAGCCCAAAGGAAACGGUCUCGACCCGGAAAUGUACCGGUGUCCCGCUGGAAUGGUUUUCAACGUCACUCUUUAUUCCUGUGUAGAGCCCUCCAUAACACCAGAACCUACCCAAACGGCUGCUCCACCAGUGACGCCUCCGUCAACGGCUGCACCAACAGAGACACCUCCAUCAACGGCUGCACCAACAGAGACGCCUCCGUCAACGGCUGCACCAACAGAGACGCCUCCGUCAACGGCUGCACCACCAGUGACGCCUCCGUCAACGGCUGCACCACCAGUGACAUCUCCAUCUACUCAGUCUCCACCAUCACCAGGCGGCGAGUGCACUACGCCCGCAGAAUCCACUGCCAACCCAGAAGACUGCCACAGCUUUUACAAGUGCAAUGGCGAAACUUGGGUGCGCAUUGAGUGCAUUUAUGGAUACCACUACGACCCACAAGAAGAGACGUGCAUUUACGGGCCCUGCCCAGGGAGCAGAGGACUAGAACUGCUGAAAUAUUUCUAA